AUGCCUCGCAAAAGCAUCCUCGGUCUCGUUGUCUUGUCUCUUGUCUCCCUCUCCUCUGCUUAUUCUUUUGUCGGCUGCUAUAUUGAGCCCGGCGAGCUAGUUCUCGCGGGAUCCUAUCAAUUCCAAUCCCUCGGAUACUGCCAACAAGCCUGCGACAAGCGUAAUCAGACUGUUUUCGCCCUGCACGACGGGAACCAAUGCUACUGUGGCGACCACCUUCCCUCCGCCGAGGCUAAGGUACCAGAUACGCGAUGCAACACGCCAUGUGCAGGCUUUGCGUCUGAUAACUGCGGCGGCUCCGACACCUGGAGUGUCAAUUCCAACACCCACAACGCCAAACGCGAUGAUGCAGGCUCUGUCAUCGUGACCGCACCGGACACUUCUGACCCUACGGCAAACAUCAAAGUCAAUCCGACCAUGGUUGAAACUGGCAUUGCACUUGCCAGUAGCGUCGUUAGUGAUGCUGAAAGCAGUGUACCCAAGACGGCCAUUCCCAGCGGCAUCCUGACCGCUCCGACCCUGACUGCUGCCCAGCAGCAGCAAGUGGGUUCGGCUACCGCCACUGCCGCGUCAAUGGUGAUUAACGCGUCAAGUUCUCCAUCUUCAUCGACCGCUGUCGCAUCAUCAAGCGUAUCUGCAAGUCCCUCACCCAGCGUUGGGGCUGCUGCUAUUUUGGGCUCUAGUGCAGGACGGGGGUCGAUGUUCGGUGGCGUGCUGCUCUCGAUGCUCGCGACUUUGCUGUAUUAG
Aspergillus homomorphus CBS 101889 is the source of this 747-nucleotide messenger RNA. Its product is annotated as WSC domain-containing protein. The transcript is spliced from 2 exons. Bases 1 to 747 code for a protein of 248 amino acids. The record is from RefSeq and is a predicted model, not a curated record. NCBI's taxonomy places the organism in Eukaryota, Fungi, Ascomycota, Eurotiomycetes, Eurotiales, Aspergillaceae.